Soboliphyme baturini is the source of this 312-nucleotide messenger RNA. The record is from the annotation of a GenBank genome assembly. NCBI's taxonomy places the organism in Eukaryota, Metazoa, Nematoda, Enoplea, Dioctophymatida, Soboliphymatidae.
AUGGACGAUGGUGCAACCGGGCCACUGGCUAUUUGGCUACAUGGCAACGGGAAGCGUACGCCGGGCAUCGCAUGUCGCGUCGUCGCCUCAGUUCGCAGCCGACACGUGGCUGCAUUUACGUGCGUCUCGUCCGAAACGAGGAAGCGGUUCGAUCGACUGAAUGCCCUGUUUCUUAAUAAAAGACACACGUGGUCUACCGGGCCAGUGGCGCACGGGUUCGACCCGGGAACAACGACGAAGCCGUUUCUUGCAACGCCAAGGCUUGCAAGUCAUAAUAUGGACUACGAACGACACGUCUCAACGUGGCCGUAA